GAAUAUUAUAUGCUGCCUAAUACCUUUUCUGGCAGUGCUAUAUAACUGAACAAUGAUACUUUAUUAUAUGUAUAUGAUGUUUAUACUUGUAAAAACAUGCCUACUGCCAUCUAAUUGUCUUGAAAGCUGAAAUUAAGUAUGCCAAGUCAUCUAAUAGCCCAAAACUGUUCUGGAGCUCCAAUUAAUAAUUCAAAUGCUACAAUAACUACUUCAAAUUCUAACUCUAACAAUCAACAACAAAACAAUGCUCCAAACAAUAUAAGUUCUUUUAGUAUUUUCCAACACAGUAGUAGAAAUUAUGAUGAUAUGACAGUAAUUGGAAAUGGAGCUUAUGGUACUGUAUACAAAGCACGAGAUCUUGCAAGCAAUGGUCAAUAUGUAGCUUUGAAAAAAGUGACCAUUCCUCUUGGUGAAGAUGGUGUCCCAGUUAGUACCAUCCGGGAAAUAGCUCUACUGAAACAGCUGACUGCUCUUGAGCAUCCAAAUGUUGUGAGAUUACUUGAUAUAUGUCAUGGACGCAAGUUAGAAAAUGAAAGACAGAUGCUUGUAUAUCUUGUAUUUGAACAUGUUGAUCAGGAUUUAGCAACUUAUUUGGAAAGAUGUCCUGCACCAGGUUUAAGUCCAGAAAAGAUCAAAGAUUUGUUUUUUCAGCUACUUAAUGGUUUAGAUUUCUUGCAUUUUAAUCGAGUUUUGCAUCGAGAUCUUAAGCCACAGAAUAUUUUAGUGUCAAAUCAAGGAGUUGUCAAGCUGGCAGACUUUGGAUUAGCAAGAAUAUACAGUGGUCAAAUAGCUUUAACAUCUGUAGUUGUAACUUUAUGGUACAGGCCCCCAGAAGUUUUGCUAUAUCAAUCAUAUGCUUCUGCAGUUGAUGUUUGGAGUAGUGGAUGCAUUUUAGCUGAAUUGUACAAAAGAGAACCUUUAUUUCCUGGAGAAAAUGAGGUAGAUCAGCUAGCUAAGAUAUUUGAAGUCAUUGGAAGUCCCAAGCAAUCUGAAUGGCCAAAAGAUGUAUCUUUAUCAUGGACAUCUUUCAGAUUUUACAAAGGCAUACCUCUACAGAGUGUUAUACCAGAAAUCUGUUCUGAUGGUUUAGAUUUAUUAAAACGCAUGUUAUGCUUCAACCCAACUGAGAGGAUAUCUUGUGAAGCUGCUUUAAAACAUCCUUUCUUCAAAGAUGUAUCAAUCACAACACCUGUUGCACACCGUAAUAUAUCAAAUGGUUUUAAAUCCAGGCCUUAUAAAGUCUGAUAUUGAAGAUGGAGCUUUGUUUUUUAAUGAGCUCUUUUUCUAUUUACAGAAUUAGAUUAUUUUAUAAGCACUGGCACUUUUUGUGUACAGCAAUGUUAUUUAUUGUUGAAUAUUUCAUAUCAGUUUAUGUUAGACCAUGUAAUAUUGUAUUUUUCUUGAAAAUAUAAAGUGCCUUUUAAUCUUUACUCAAAUCAUCAUAAAUGUUUUAAAUACUCUUUCAUAUAUAAAUGUUGGCAGUCUUGAUGUAAUGAUUAUUUCUAACAGAUAAAUGUAUUUAUAAUUGAUUUUUUUUUAAAUGUGUUCAAGUAAUGUUCGUUUUUUGUAAACUUGUAAUGUGGAAGUUUGUUAUAUGUUUGGAAGAGUAUUGAAUGCCAUGUAGUGCCAUAGGAAUCACAUGCCAUUAAAAAUAAUAGAAUUUUUAUAGCAAAGUUUCUUCUAAUAAUAAUUCAUCUUUUCAUGUCAGUGGUUUAUCAAACUAGUCACUUAUACUGAAUUUUGUAAUUUUCCCAAGCUAGAUUUCUUUUUAAUUUACAAAUCUAUUACAAUUUAUAAAAUUUGAAAGGAUAUAUUAUAGCUUUUCAAUACAAGAGUUGAAAAUGAAUAUGAAAUAUUUAGUGUAACUGAAAAUUAAAUACUGGUAUUUUUGUAUUAAUGAUUAUUAUUUUUUAAAUAUGAUAUAAUCUUUAAAUUUUCACAUUCUGUGCAAUAGCAAGUAAACAUAAUUUUCAAAUAGACAUUUGAAAACGGUUAACAGGCAACUAAGGAAUUAAAUGCUUAGAACAAAUAUUUUUUGAGAGUAAUAACAUUUUUAAAAUUUCAUCUUAUUUGAUAAUUGAAUUCCUGCACUUUUUAACUUUUCAAUUAACAGGUAAAUUAUUAACACUUCUAAGCGUAAUUUGUGGGUAAAAAAAAAUGUCAAUUUUUAUAAGCAUUUUGAAAACUAAAUAGCACCACUGGUAUAUAAGUUUUGUAAAAACCGUUUGAAGUCUGCUUCCUACAAAGCCAAUGAAUUAGAGUUUUGAAGUUAGCCAAAGCUCCCCCUCCAACAAAUACUUUUUUUUUUUUUCAUGAUUGAUUCUUUGCAACAUGAAAAUAGUUAAGAGCAUCUUAACCUUUUUUUUAAUGAUCAGAUACCUUAUAUGAGGUUUGAAUUUUUUUUUUUUUUUUCCAUCUCUGAUUUUACCAUUACUGUGCUGCAUAAUGAUCAUUUUAAUUGUGAAUUAAUUCAAGAGUUCCAUCAUUAAAAACUCUGCAAAAUAGGGGGAGAAAUUCAGAAAUACAUACAGAAGAAAAUGAUGGAAUUGGAUUUACAAAAUUUCUAUUCAUUGGACAUCAUUGAUAAAUAUUUCUUAAGCUUUCAGAAGGAAAUUCUAAACAAAAUUUGAUUCUGAAAUAUCUAAGGAACAUUCAGCUUCCUAUAAUCUAAAUAAUAUGUGCUAUAAUUAAACAACCAGGGGAAAAAAAUAAUAAAUCCUAUAAUUUAAUUUCUUACAAAAAUAUAAACAGACUUUGCAGUUUGAAUCUGAAUUUAGAAAAAAGUAAUUUUGUGCCAUUAUUUAGUGGUUAGUAAAAGUCAAAGUAUUCAAGAAUAAAUAAUUUCCUAAGCUACACUGCACAUCUAAAAAAAGAAAGUGGGGGAGCGAAUAAAGUAUUCAGAAAAACCAUAUUGAUAAUGGUUGCUGUAGAUUAUAUUUUCAGUUGACUUUUUGUAGGAUUUAAACCUUUAAGGACAAGUGGAAAGCUAUUAUUUACAUCACUCGAACUAAGAUAUUAAAUUUGGUCUUAUAUAGAAAUGCUAAUUAAAUCUAUUCAGUUUAGUUAUUUUCAUUAACCAUGUUUAUUUUUAUAAAAUCAUAACUAGUUCAUAAUAAGGAUGCAUAUACAUUUUCAACUGCUUGUGGGAAAAUCACAUUGAAAUAAAAAAUUAUUCAUGAAAUUAAAGAAUAAUUUUUUAGUAAUGAUAUUUCAUUCAUGAAUAUACUGAUAAACAUGUCUUUAUGUGAACACAUUCUCCUUAUAAACAGUUUCUACUAUUAAAUUUUUAGAUUAUGAUAGAUUUUCAAUCAAAUCUAUAAGUAAAGUUGGUCUACUACAAAAGCUGAAAUUGAAUUUAAUAAAAAUUA
This is a messenger RNA of Argiope bruennichi, 3368 nucleotides long. RefSeq names its product cyclin-dependent kinase 4-like. Gene Ontology annotation, cellular component: cytoplasm; cyclin-dependent protein kinase holoenzyme complex; nucleus. Lineage: Eukaryota; Metazoa; Arthropoda; Arachnida; Araneae; Araneidae. Gene Ontology annotation, molecular function: cyclin-dependent protein serine/threonine kinase activity; ATP binding; cyclin binding. The record is from RefSeq and is a predicted model, not a curated record. Bases 139 to 1245 code for a protein of 368 amino acids. Gene Ontology annotation, biological process: protein phosphorylation; regulation of gene expression; regulation of G2/M transition of mitotic cell cycle. The transcript has 9 exons.